Daldinia decipiens is the source of this 1027-nucleotide messenger RNA. RefSeq lists its product as uncharacterized. The coding region runs from base 278 to 934 and encodes 218 amino acids. NCBI's taxonomy places the organism in Eukaryota, Fungi, Ascomycota, Sordariomycetes, Xylariales, Hypoxylaceae. The record is from RefSeq and is a predicted model, not a curated record. The transcript is spliced from 2 exons.
GUGGCACGAUAUUUAUUGCCGCUUACAUCAAGUCUACCAAUUAUAUUUUGGACACUCCCCAGUUGACAAGGAUUCCAAAUAUACAUACAGGGCAAUCCAUUACCAAAGGAGUCGCACUGUAUACGAGACCAUACUAUUGCCUUACGUACCCAAUAUACCUUGCAAGCCACGGGGUUCGACAUGAUCACCAGCCGUAUCACCAUCCUCUUACUUUAUAGAAUAUUCACAUCUUAUAAUAGUAUACAAUAUUGAGCCGAAAUGAUAAGUAGACGUCGCAAUGGAAGUCGAGGGCCGAAACUUACAAAUAGACGGAAAAGCAGUCAAUGCGGCCCAAGGUGACGUUUCGGUUGAAAAUCAGCAUAUUGAUCAAAGAAAGGAUCAUGAAAUCAACCAGAAUCACCAGACACACGUGGUUAUUAACAACCAAUAUGACAGGGGCAUCUAUGAACGUCGCAUGGUACCAGCAGACCCUGCUGCCUCAUUUAUCGAUCAAUUACUAUUGAGGGCUAUUAUUCUCGCUCAAAGCGAUGACAUCAAAUACGACGACCGUGUCGGGAGCCACGUCCGCGUGGAACAGGCCGAUCGCCUGACGGAGCAAAUUGCCUCACUAUGGGACAAUACAUCACCGGCAGUAGAUAAUAUCAACAAGUCUAUUCGAAAGUUCCGGAUCCAGGUAUUAGAGCCAGAGAUAGGCAAAGACAAUACACCGACUCUCCCACAUAAGUCACUAGAGGAUUCAGUGACCUGGGUCCGAGCAAGUUUAGCAUGUGCAAUUUCUCAAUCCAGAGACGUUUAUACGACUCGAAGAAGCACCUCACUCCUUCUCCUUGAUCUUAAGAAGCAUAUUUAUCCUUAUUGCUAUUGGGUGAGCUUGCUUAGGAAUCAAAAUAAAUCAUGCUGCUUGAGUGGUAAGUUUUUAUAUAAUGAGAUCUAAGGCUGUCUUCUAAUAUUGAUAUUAUCAGACGCAUUCGGCUGUUUGAUCUCGGUAUGUCUUCAGUCUUACAAUAUCUGCCUUGAUUUUUUAACU